This is a messenger RNA of Acaulospora morrowiae, 1866 nucleotides long. NCBI's taxonomy places the organism in Eukaryota, Fungi, Glomeromycota, Glomeromycetes, Diversisporales, Acaulosporaceae. The record is from the annotation of a GenBank genome assembly.
AUGUUUUAUUCCAAAGAAAUCUUGACACUCAGUAACGAUGAUGUUAAUCUUCAUAGGUUAGCUGCCACGUUAGGAUCAAGUUCAAAAUUCAGAAAGCUCUCGAAGAAAGAAGUGAAUUCGGUGGAUUUAGUAAAGGCUUGUAAAUUUGUUUCUUCUCCGCCGGAACCACUAGCACUUCGUCUAACUUCAAACUUAAUGGUUGGAAUAACAAGAGUGUAUAAUCAGCAAUAUCAUUUUUAUUACACCGAUGUUGGCGUUGUUUACAGUCGUUUGCACAGAGCCUUUAAAGAACUACAGAAUGAAUCGGUAGAUAUGCCUGUACCACAAGCAAGACUCGAGUCAAUUACAUUGGAAGAUGAUCCAUACUUUGAGAUUGAAAUGUCCAUUCUUACGGGUAGUCAGGAAAAUGUGAUGGUUCCAGAUAUUGAAUGGGCUCUAGACUGGGCACAGCCUUUAUCACCCACAGGCCAAGUUCCAAUGGAUGAAAGUACAAGAGCAUCAAAUGCCACAUCUCGAAGAUCCUUAAUUACAAUUCCAGAUAUCGCCGAUCAAAGUUUUUCAGCGUCAACUACUGGAUUUAGUGGAGGAUUAAUGGAAGAUGAUUUAUUGAUGGUUGAUGACUCGGGGAUCAGAAUAGACUUCGAUGAAGAAGGCGGCCUAUUCGAAUUUAUGGAAGGACAAGGCACAGAUGCAGGUGAAACUCCUCAACCACGUAACCGAGAUGCCGCAAACCGUGAUACAGACGAGAUUGUAAGAAGGGUUCGGGAGGAACACGAAAAUGCUGGUCGCGCUGCAGAGGAACGAGAAAAGAGGAAGAGACAGAGGAGAGAAGCUUUAAAAGAGAUAGAACGCGAGAUGGAAUUGGAAUUUCAACAAGACGUUGAAAUGAAUUUUGAAGAAGAACAAAAUGAUCAUGUUGUACCAAUGCAACCAACUUCUGAGGAGCUCAUCUUAGAAAUGCGAGAACGUGUAAAAGAUGACCUUAUCGAAGGGGAGAGAAUCAAUAGGGAAAAGUCGCUUAUGCAUGAAUAUAAAAACAGAUGGCAACAAAUCCUCUAUACGCCCGUUUUACCAAUUUGUGCUCCACAAAUCGCCUCACUCUGGAAUAAUCAUUGCGCUCCAAUGCUUCAAGACGACGCCUUCAGAAAAAGAAGACUUUCUCCAACGCUUGAAUUAAGACAAAAUGAUGACAUAGCAGAGCUAGACGAUUUAUAUAUUGAUGAUAUUGGUAUCGAAAGUUCAAGGCAACCUAAUCAAACACGCAAAAAAGAUAAUAGCUUGCAAGACGUUGAGCUUGAACGCUUAAGAAGAGGUGGUAGCCAAAGCAGUUCGGUCAUUAUUCCGCAAGGCUUGCAAAACGUUGAAACCGAAGCUGCCGAUGUGACCAUGGACUUUGAUAUCGAUUCUUCUGUGGGAACUGCAAGUCGUGACAUUUUAGAUAUUAAUUUGUUGAGCGCACUUGGAAGCGCUGACCGACAACGAAGACAAAGUUCUAUUGGAAUAAAUCGUCAAUCUAUUGGUUUAUCGGAUCUAUUUGAUGAAAAUAGUGUCGGAAUUCCCGAUUUUCCAAUAUUCGAAGAGUUAGGUGAAUUGGAAAGUCUAUCGAUAGAUAAGGAAAAUCGUCGCGAGGCGGGUUCGGCUCAAAACAGUGAACAAGAACAGAUGAAUUUCUUGGAAUCCAUGAAAAAUUUGAUGCUCGAAGCUCAAAUUUCAAGAGUUGUAUUUCAAGAUAUCAUAGAAAUGCAACAUCUUUCUCGGUCUGAAGUUGCAAAAGCAUUUUAUAACGUUCUAGGACUAGCAACAAAGAAUCUGAUUAAGACCAGGCAACUUCAACCUUACGAAAAUAUUUUAAUUGAAAUCGAAUGA